UUCAACAAUUACUGUGAAAUGUGAAAAGUGUAGUUUUAAAACAGAAUUCAAUAAUUCAAAGUUGAUUGGUGAACACAAAAAUGUUCCUGAAUUAAACAGACGAAUUGUUUAUGCUAUGCGAUGCAUUGGUCAAGGUCUGGAACCUCUGGAAACAUUUUGUGGUGUAAUGGAUCUAGGUAAACCUGUCACACAGAAUGCUUAUGACAAAAUCUGCAAACAUAUAAAUGCAGCUUCAAAAACUGUCGCCAUUCAAAGUAUGAAAAUUGCUGCAGAAGAAGAGGCAUGCAAAACUGCAUCAAAUUCUGUCACCGUAAGUGGUGAUGGAACAUGGAAAACGAGAGGACAUACUUCACAUAUUGGAGUAUGUUCUGUAAUAGGUGCUGAAACAGGGAAGGUUUUAGAUGUUGAAGUUCUCUCGUCCACUUGUAAAGGAUGUGAUCUAUGGAAAGCAAAAAAAUCUGGGAAAGCUUUCGAAGAGUGGCAAAUGAAACAUUUGCCAAAUUGUCAGAAAAAUCAUAUCGGUUCUUCAGGAAAAAUGGAAGUCGAUGGUAUGAUAAAAAUUUUUCACAGAUCAGAAGCUGAAAGAGGUCUCAAAUAUAUUAAUUAUAUUGGUGAUGGUGAUUCUAGAACAUUCCCUGCUAUACGUGACAGCAAACCAUAUGAUGAUGAAACUGUUUCAAAACUUGAAUGUGUUGGUCACGUACAAAAAAGAAUGGGAACUCGACUGAGAAAGCUAAAACAAGACUAUAGAUGUAAAAAGCUGGAGGACGGUAAACCUUUAUCAGGCAAAGGACGACUGACAGACACCAUGAUAAAUAGGCUGACUCAGUAUUAUGGAAAUGCAAUUCGCUCAAAUGCUUUGUCAGUUGAUGAAAUGCGUAAGGGUAUUUGGGCAGUUUAUUUUCAUACGAGAUCAACUGAUGCUGAACCGUUACAUACAUUUUGUCCUGCUGGUGCAGACUCAUGGUGUAAAUAUCAACAAGCAGUUUCAAAUGGCUCAGUGGGUAAAUUUCAUCAUAAAGUGACUUUGCCAUCUUCAGUCAUGGAUGUUUAAAACCUGUUUUUAAAG
Stegodyphus dumicola is the source of this 1069-nucleotide messenger RNA. RefSeq lists its product as uncharacterized. Lineage: Eukaryota; Metazoa; Arthropoda; Arachnida; Araneae; Eresidae. The record is from RefSeq and is a predicted model, not a curated record.